UGACGUGAAGACCUUCAUCGUUCUUCAUGCUGUACUUGGUUUACCACAACAGGUGAAUGGUAAUGAGUUUUUGAAUUAUUUUCGUGCAUGCAACACUUAAAACCUAUAGCAACCAAAUAUUGAUAUGGUGUUCUAGGCCUCUCUAUAAAAGCCGUUGACAACCGAAUUAGAUAUAGGUUUCGCAUCGAUAUCCGUCCGAAACGAAGGCGAGCGAGUGACUCAGUUACAGAAGUUAAAAGAAAACUGUCGAGAAAUCCAGACAAAACGUUCCAUUGAAAGUCAGCAAAUAUAUAGUCAACGCUUAUACAGAAUAAAAUGGAGGCGAGCGAUAAAUAUAAUGGAAACGAGAGAAACGGACUUGCCAGUAAAUCAAGUUCAGUGACAUCAGCUCCGAAGCAGACCUCUGUGUUCAUGAAAUAUGUCCGACCGUGUUUUGCGGAAUUUUUCAUCGUCUUGAUAUUUGUGUUCGUCGGUGUUUGCAGUGUAGCCAAUGUUCCAUCAUUUAUACCGCUUGUUCACGGCCUUGCAAUUAUGGUUUUGGCAUUUCUUGCUGGCGGAAUAAGCGGUGGCCAUAUUAAUCCAGCAGUCACAUUAGGAGUGCUACUUGCAGGAGCAAUCAGUCCACUGUUGGCAUUGGGUUAUGUCGUGUCGCAGCUUCUUGGGGCUAUUGUUGGUGCUGGCUUUGCUCGGGUUGUACUCACGAAAGUUGUUUACGAGAGCAUCAAAGGAGGUGCACAUGGGCUUGGCGCGGAUGUGAAAAUUGGCGGUGCAUUACUGGCAGAAAUUAUCGCAACAUCAUUACUUGUGCUUACAGUCCAAAUGACGGCCGUUGACAGCAAAACUAAAACACCCGUCGCUCCAAUACCAAUUGGCUUUGCUGUUGCCGUUGGUAUUUAUGGAAUUGGUUCGGUAUCUGGAGGAUCGCUAAACCCUGCAAGAAGCUUUGGUCCUGCAGUAAUUGGUUCUUAUUGGUCUGAUCAUUAUGUCUACUGGAUUGGUCCAUUGUUUGGCGCAAUCCUGGCCUCUGCGAUAUACCGUAUUAUCCUUGCCUCGCCAGACCGCUUGCUGUUUUGCAAGGGAUCAAACGUUCAGCAAUCCAGUAGCGAUGUCGAGCUCGGAAGCGUCGCUUAAAUCUUAUAGUCUGGAUAUUCCUGCAUGGAGAUAAAUGAAUGAGAGUUGAAAAAGUCAGUUUAUGGAUACAAACAUCAGCAUGUAAGAUAUAUACCGACAAAUAGUUAAAAAAGCUGUAUAACUCCAGACUCCUGAAUGCCAAAGAUAUUUUAUGACAAAAACAAACGUUUUCCAGAAAAUAUUAUAAAUAAUUAUUAAUUGCAUGCAAGUGUGAAAUUACAUAUACAAAAGAGUAUGGUGAAAAAAAUUAUUGUAUAAUUAUAUAUAGUAUUAAAAAGUUAUGUGGUAAACAUAAUUUAACGUCAA
Molecule: messenger RNA, 1437 nt
Organism: Dendronephthya gigantea
Lineage: Eukaryota; Metazoa; Cnidaria; Anthozoa; Malacalcyonacea; Nephtheidae
Product: aquaporin-8-like
Exons: 5
Coding region: 316-1131 (271 amino acids)
Biological process (GO): transmembrane transport
Cellular component (GO): plasma membrane
Molecular function (GO): water channel activity
Source: RefSeq, a predicted model, not a curated record